AUGACUCAGCUGAUAGCAGCAAAGAUCGUUGCCACGGCUCUCUGCAGAGGCUCGGGCUUGGUUGGGGGGAUCUACGCCCCGAGCCUGUUCAUAGGUUCGGCGGUAGGCUCGGUGUAUGGGUCGCUGGCGGGUGCGGCUAUCCAGGCUGCCAUUCCUGGGAAGGCGGAGGUCGCGGCUCCACAGGCAUAUGCUCUGGUGGGCAUGGCAGCAAUGCUCGCCUCUGUGUGCUCUGUGCCUCUCACAUCCGUCUUGCUCCUCUUCGAGCUCACUAAGGACUACCGCAUCCUGCUGCCGCUCAUGGGCGCAGUGGGGCUGGCCUACUGGGUCUCAUCAGUAGCCAAUCGCAAGAAGCCCGUUCUCUCGCACGCCAAGCUCGCCCCCGGCUCUGCCGCAGCCUUUGCUGCAGCCGGCGGGCACGGCGACUCAGCCCUCACACUCUACUCACCCCUUGGCACUGCCAUGAACGGCCACACUUCUCACCAGCAGAAUCUAGCCCUUUUGCAUGAGCACCACCACUCGACGCAUUUCGGGGGGCCGCCGCUGUCCCCGACGCAGCUCAGGGCGUCUUCGUCUAUCUCGUGGCAUAGGGGAAGUGGUGGUAGCAGUACUGGUGGCGGGAGUGGUGCGGAGGAAAUGGAGUUGUGUGCGGUUGAGGGGUUUGCGGGGGGUGUGGAGGCGGCUUUGAGCGUCGAUAGACUGCUGGACGAACUCAAGGUGGCUGCAGCAAUGAGCACCACCUUUGUGUCAGUGCGGGCAGACGCCACUGUAAGAGAGGCUGUGCUGGCCCUCCUUGAAGGCCGCUCAGACUGUGCCAUGGUGGUGGACGCAGAGGGGCUGCUAGAAGGCACACUCUCUCUCACUGACGUGCACCGGGAGCUUCGCCGAUCCUCCAUUAUCAGCGCGGCCGGCACGGCCAGCCACCGAGGCUCGGCGAUCGCCGGACCUGGAGGCUCGGCGCGAAGCUCGGUUGCGGGUGGAGUAGUUGGUGGUUCGGGAGGAGGGGGAGGAGGAGGAGGUGGGAGUCAUAGAGGUUCGGCAGUGUCGGUAGGGCUUAUGCCUGUUGGAGGAGUGGGAGGAAUGGGAGGAAUGGGAGGGUUGGAGAGGGCAUUAUCACACAGAGCUUCGGUCGCUGCCUCUGAACUGGCUCCUGUAGGCGUUGAGGUGCACGAGAUGCUGGUGGGAGCGGUGUGCACCGGCACCACAGCCCACGGGGACUCCGACCUCGUCGUGUGCUUCCCAGACCAGAAGCUGCGUGCCGCCCGCCACCUAAUGCUGCCGAGGAACCUCACGGUGCUUCCGGUGGUGUCUCGGUCCGGCAAGCGGUGGCAGGACCGCGGGCGAAAGCUCGUUGGCGUGCUGGAAGCAUCGGCUAUCCGCGCCACAUGCCAAGCGGAGGCAACCCGUCGGAUAUUGGGAGUACCUGAGGAACCACAAGAAGCAUCACAUGGAGCUGGUGGUCACUGA
This is a messenger RNA of Closterium sp. Naga37s-1, 1464 nucleotides long. NCBI's taxonomy places the organism in Eukaryota, Viridiplantae, Streptophyta, Zygnematophyceae, Desmidiales, Closteriaceae. The record is from the annotation of a GenBank genome assembly.